UAAUGAGGCCAUGCCCAUCAAACUGGGUGGGGUUGCUUAUCAAAAAUAUGGCCAUGGCCCUUUCUCCCGAGCUUCACACUUUAAUGGGCAAGAUGGCUCGCAAACAAAGCUCUCUGCCUUUGACACUAACACUGCUCUCGGGAGCUGUAGGUGAUGUGGUAAAAUGGCAUAAAUUUGGUACUCUGCUGAAUGUUCCUCAAGAAUUUCUCGGUAAGCUAGAAGAAGAACACCCCAGAAAUAUCCCACGUAGAGUUACAGAAAUACUUCAUUACUGGCUGGAACAUGACCCGAGUCCAUCAUGGGAUAAAGUCAUUGAAGCACUUCGAGCAAUACCUGAAGAAAAGCAUGCAUUAGAUAGAGUCUGUAACAACUUGGUACUUCCUGAUGAAGCUGUGAUUCCAAUGAAAGUUUUAUCCUUGCAUGACAGUGAUGAGCUAGGUGCUACACUUGAUGAAAUGCAAACAAAGUUUGCUGGUUUAGUUACAAAUAUACAGAGUGCCUUAGAAAAGGAAUCGGAGUUGAAGAUAGUUUAUCGUUUCGUCACUAACUUCCUUCAAGACACCUUCCAACCUAAACACGACCCAGAAGAUAUUACACAGCUUUUCAUUUGUCUACAGCCACACUACUGCUUCAUGAACUAUAAGAUAAUAAGAAAGAUAGUGUAUCAGUUUGUGAGGGAUACAAUGGAAAGAGAUUUAAACAAGUAUGACCAAGACAUAAGGAAGUGGUUGGGAUCUACCACAAUACAAGAAUUUAAAGCUGCUAUUGAAAGCGCUGCAAAACCUAUUGUAGGAGCUGAUCAAUCAUCUGAUCUAUGCAUUGUGCAAUUGAAGUUAGAAGGUGAGUGGUUCAAAGUAAUGGUUAACAACCUAUGGAAGCUAUUAAAGUAUAUUUUUCGUGAUAAGAGUUCAGUUCUUACAAAAAUAACAAUCAAAGAAGGAUCAGUAAUAGUUCAAAUGGUAGCUCCUCAAUCAGUAAUCCUUCCUCUCAUUGCACUAGCCAGUAUGAAGCAAUUAGAGAUGUCAUAUAUUGGGAUCAUUUAUAUUCAAGUUGGAUGUUUGAGGGUUAGAUUUAGUCCUCUCUUUUCCCAAAGUGAGUAUUCCUUUGAGCUAGCUUUGGCAUUUGUUUUACAAUAUGGUAUCAUUCCUACAGAACUAACUGAAUUUUUAUUAGAGCUUGAAGUUAUUGAUGUUAGUGCAAAUAGUAUUUAUUUCUUAAAAAGAGUGCUAUACAGUAACAAUAUAAAUGCUUUGAAUCUGCUAAUAAGGCACAAUGUUGAUUUACAAUGUUUCGAUGAAUCUGGUCUUGUAUCAGCAAUACAUAUUGGUGCUCAUUGGGGUCACACAGAAGCUGUUGAGUUAUUAAUCAAAGCAGGUGUGUCUCCUGAUCAUCAUCAUCCCAAGCAGAAGGUGACACCAUUAAUGAUGGCAGCUUUUCAUGGUCAUGAAGAUGCUGUAGGGCUCCUACUUAAGUAUAAUGCAAAUACUGAUAUUACUGCAGCUUCUAAUGGUUUGAAUGCACUUGGAUUUGUUUGUUACUUUGGAAAUGCUAAAAUUGCCUCAUUGUUGCUUAAAGCAGGAGCUGAAACAGAUUUAAAAUUAAAUGGUUAUACAGCUUUGUAUCUCGCUACAUUUGAUAGCCAUCAUGAAAUAGUGGAACUUUUGCUGAGGUUUAAUGCUGAUCCUAAUAUUCCAGCUGAUGACGGAGCCACUCCACUUAUGAUUGCCUGUAGCCACAGACAGAAAAAAAUAGUAAAACUUUUACUUCAGGCAGGAGCUUAUGUUGACUUGCAAGGCAAAGACAGCUUUAAUCGACAGACAGCUCUUCACAUUCCUGCUUUUGACAAUAAUACUGAAAUAUUGUCUCUCUUACUUAAUGCUAAUGCCAAUGUCAAUAUUCAAAACAUUAAUGGUUACUCACCAAUGCAUUUUAUUUGUUUAAAUGGCAAUGAAGAAAUGGUACGACGUUUUCUUGUGGCAGGAGCUGAUGUUAAUCUCUGUUCACACAAAGGAGAAUCACCUUUACAUGCUGCUGUGUAUAGCAGUAAAACCAAGAUUGCAGAAACUUUACUAAAUGCUGGAGCUGAUCCUGAUCUUGCUUCUGAAAAUAAUGACACAUCUCUGCAUUUGGCCUGUAUGGUAGGUAAUGAAAAAAUUGUUCAAUUGCUAAUUGAGGCCAAAGCUGACGUUAUAAUGUUCUUAGCAACCAAGGCUAUACCCCAUUGUGUGUUGCUGCUGGUGAAGGUCACACUGAUAGUUGAAAUGCUAUUAACUGCUGGGGCUUCUACUGAACUACAAAAUAAUAGUCGUGGUUGGACACCAAUCUUCUUUGCUACUGCAGGUGGUCACUCAGAAAUUGUGAGCAUUCUUCUUAAAAACAAAGCUAUCAUUAAGCAAGAUAUGAAUGGCAAAGAUCUUCAAACUGUAGCAUCUUCAAUGGGUCAUCCUGAAAUCGAAACUAUCUUACAAACUGCGUCACCAUCCAAAGAAAAGGGCACCACCAUUAACAUAGCCCCAUUAGUCAAUACUGAUGAUGGAUCAUCAACUAACAUUUCUUCCUAUUACAAUAAUUACAUUUUGUCUUUGCCAUCAAGAAUUGAAUUAGCUAAACAAUACAUCAAAAACUCUUUAAAACGACUGGAGAAGAACAUGGAAUCCUGGACAACAGCACCAACACGUCAGAUUACUACUUAAUGCUAUACUUUAUGAAUGUUUGUAAUACUGUAUUGUGUAACAAUUUUAAUGCUAUUUUAAUAGACGCUUUUAGUUUUGUUAAUUGUUAGAACUUGUUUGAACAUUUUAAUGAUUUUUCCAGAAAAAUUUGAACACUUUGCAAA
Molecule: messenger RNA, 2836 nt
Organism: Amphimedon queenslandica
Lineage: Eukaryota; Metazoa; Porifera; Demospongiae; Haplosclerida; Niphatidae
Biological process (GO): signal transduction
Molecular function (GO): protein binding
Source: RefSeq, a predicted model, not a curated record